Molecule: messenger RNA, 891 nt
Organism: Blastocystis hominis
Lineage: Eukaryota; Bigyra; Opalinata; Blastocystidae
Exons: 2
Coding region: 1-891 (296 amino acids)
Source: RefSeq, a predicted model, not a curated record
AUGGAAUGUAAAUAUAAAAGGAAUAUUUUAGACGGCAAAGCUUUGCUGUUUGAUGAUAAUGGGAUUUGUCUGCUAAACGCCACUUUUGUGAAUGGAAAUAUCGAAGGCGAUGUUGAAAUUUAUGAUGGUGGUAUUCCUAUCUUCUUUGGUCAGUUUGCGCAAAACGAGAAAAAUGGCUAUGGUUACGACAAGAGUCAUGGCGAAAUCGUAUAUGAAGGCUAUUAUAAAGAUGGUAAGCGCAAUGGAAUCGGUCGAGAAUAUGACGAGGAAGGAAAUGUGGUUGCUGAUGUAGUCUACGUGGAUGGAAAAAAGUUAAAUGCUUCUGUGGUGGUCGAGUCAGGAAAAUAUGUGAUGUAUCUGUACAAUGACAAAGACCAGUUGGAAUCGAAUGGCGUGAUCGACGAAUCCACUGGGAAAUAUUGCGAUAUUGUGUACCGCUACCAUUCGGAUGGAACGGUUUCUGACAUUUGCCAGUUCGAAAAUGGGCGCUUAUUCCGCAUUCUCCAGCGUUUUAAAGGAUCUGAGAUGUCGGAAUUCGAUAAAAGCGGGAAUUUGAUUUAUAAAGGGGGAUAUGGAGAAAGUGACGAUGGAUUCUGCCGUGAAGGGAUUGGAACGGAGUACGUGCUGGGCAAGAUAGUCUAUCAUGGGGAUUUCGAGAAGGGCGAACGAAAUGGGAAUGGCCGAGAGUUUGAAGGAGGGAUGUGUGUGUAUGAGGGAAAGUUUCGAAAUGGUUUGCGCGAUGGAAAGGGAAGGUUGUUUCGAAAGGAUGGAACCUUGGAGUUUGUGGGGAUGUGGAAGGAGGGGGAGAAAGUGGAGGAACCCGUUCAGGAGGAAACGGAGAAACCGGAGGUUCCGCUGUAUCCGGAAUCGAUUCCUUCUUGGAUGAAGUGA